Molecule: messenger RNA, 2211 nt
Organism: Theobroma cacao (cacao)
Lineage: Eukaryota; Viridiplantae; Streptophyta; Magnoliopsida; Malvales; Malvaceae
Product: Ubiquitin-specific protease family C19-related protein
Source: RefSeq, a predicted model, not a curated record
GAUGGUGGCAUGGCAAAUCGUGAUUGGAGAGUAGCCAUCGAGCUUCUUUCUAGAGGAUAAGGAUGGAAAAGUAAAUUCACAAAGGCCAAAAAAAAAAUUAGUAAAAGCUGUGGACCCGCGGGCCGUGGCACAUCAACCCUCCCGAAAGCCUCAAACAGCGAACAGCGCACCGCCAUUUCAAAGAGAAAAGGACACACAUGCCAUUACGGCGUUUCCGCCAACUCGUUUUCGUCAUUCCAUCCUGCUACCACUCCCCACUCUUCCUACUCUAACUCCCACUACUCUCCACUCUCUCUGCAACUCCCCAAACUCUCUCUCUCUCUCUCUCUGAGUGUGCUUGUUUUCAUAUCAAAGAUAAAUAAACAGAAAAGAGGAAGAAUGGGUUCUCGUAUUCAGUCUCACCAGCUGAGCAGUGGGCUGGUGGUGUCGGGCAGGCCGGAGCAGCUGAAAGAGAGGCAACCGACAAUGUCGUUGCGGGCAGUACCGUACACAGGCGGUGACGUUAAAAAAUCCGGGGAGUUGGGCAAAAUGUUCGACAUCCCCGUGCUUGAUCAGUCCUCAUCCAACGGACCUUCUUCGAAUCCCAACUCCAAGCAGCAGCAGCAACUUGUGCAACCUUCACGUACUUCCUCUUCUUCUCAGCCCAACAGUGGAUCCGUCCGAUCUGGGUCCAACUCAGGCCCGAUCAGGAAAUCCUCCGGGCCCAUGCCUCUUCAGCCUACCGGGCUCAUCACCUCAGGUCCUCUCAGCUCGGGUCCCAGGAGGUCGGGGCAGCUCGGCCAGGCCGAGCAAGCGGUUGCCUCGUCGGGGAAAGCAGGGUACGGGCCUGGGGUGACGAGUCUCGGGGAAGGGAUGAGGUUUGGAUUUAGGGUGUCGAAGGCAGUGAUUUGGGUGGUGAUGGUGGUGGUGGUGAUGGGGCUGUUGGUGGGGGCGUUUCUGAUGGUGGCCGUGAAGAAGGUGGUGGUUCUUGGGGCGGUGGGUGCGGUGGUGGCGCCCCUGGGUUUGGGAUUACUUUGGAAUUGUAUUUGGGGAAGGGAAGGCUUGGUGGGGUACGUGAGGAGGUACCCGGAUGCUGAGCUUAGAGGUGCUGUUGAUGGCCAAUACGUGAAAGUUACAGGGGUUGUCACCUGUGGCAGCAUUCCUUUGGAGUCAUCUUACCAGAGGGUGCCCAGAUGUGUAUACGUUUCCACAGAAUUGUACGAGUAUAAAGGAUGGGGUGGUAAAUCCGCAAACCCUAAACAUCAUUGCUUCUCCUGGGGAUGUAGACAUUCUGAGAAAUAUGUUGCUGAUUUUUACAUAUCAGACUUCCAAUCUGGAUUAAGAGCAUUAGUCAAAGCAGGCUAUGGAGCUAAGGUUGCUCCAUUUGUCAAACCAGCUACUGUAGCUGAUAUAACAAAGCAAAACAGGGACUUAUCUCCAAGCUUUUUACGCUGGCUAGCAGAGCGCAAUCUCUCUAGUGAUGACCGUAUAAUGCGCCUAAAGGAGGGUUACAUAAAAGAAGGGAGCACUGUAAGUGUGAUGGGGGUUGUCCGACGCCAUGAUAAUGUACUUAUGAUUGUUCCACCAUCAGAACCUAUCUCAACAGGCUGUCAAUGGAGCCGGUGCCUCCUCCCAACAUAUGUUGAAGGUCUUAUAUUAACUUGUGAUGAUAAUCAGAAUGAUGAUGUUGUCCCUGUGUAGUUACAUCGCAUUUCGUAUUAGAUUCUGUUUGCAACUGGACGUCACAAGUAAAUACUGUUAAGGAUGGAAAAAGGUGGGAAUAUCACAGUGCCAUAUUACUGUCUUCCUUUUCCUGCUAAUCAAGUGCAUGCAAAUGGGGUAGAAGACACAUAACAGCAAGACUGGAAUCCCAUAAUAAUCAAGGAUAAUCUACUCCUAAAUCAGCAUGCCUCAGCAUUAUGACUGAGUUACAUUAGGGGAAGGAGGAUUUUCUUUUGCCUGAACCUAGAAUAUGUUGUAUUGUGAAGAUCCAUGAGUUUGAGUUAAUGUACAUAAGUUGCAGAGGAACCCUUAAGGGGUUCAGAAAUGGUUGGUUUCUUUAUAGCCUCUGUAAAGUAUUUUGUCUUCUGAGUUUUUACAUGUUUUCCACUUGAAUCACGUGCAGUGUUGAUAAAUUACAUGGUAGAUAUGCUAAUAUUGUAACAUAUACAAGAAUUCUCCUGCCGUUCAUGGUAUAUAUGCUAAAUAUUAUUCCAGAUAUUCCUUGGCUGA